Caenorhabditis auriculariae is the source of this 5921-nucleotide messenger RNA. Lineage: Eukaryota; Metazoa; Nematoda; Chromadorea; Rhabditida; Rhabditidae. The record is from the annotation of a GenBank genome assembly.
AUGACGGCUGGUUCUGCGUAUUUGCGAGUCUGUAACGAAAUAUGCAGUGAGCCUCGUGUGUUAAGCCCGCCCGCCGCCGCCGAGGACGAAGGCAGCGCGACGCCGACGGAUUCGACGCCAAAACGACGGCGAAAUAGCACGCGACAGACCGGCCGGAGUUUCAAGAAAUAGUGGGCACCUGUGUUUCAGGCAAAACGAACGUUUUCGUGAUUGAGAGGGGUGCGAGUGUUGUGAUUUGGCAUUCAUUUCCAGUGAUACAGAAGGCGAUGGUAUCCCCGAGCGGACGACGGCCUGAGCUGGCGGCGUCGCCGUCGACUUCGAGAAGCUCCAAAAGUCCGCAUUUCUUCGAAGACGACAUGAUCUACCACGAAGUCCGUCGGUUUGACUACGACAACCGCCAGACAGAACCAGUUAGUUUCCUAAAAUCUUUUGAAAAAAUGGAUUGAAGCUGGACCGGUUAUAGUUCAUCCAUCAUUCGCUUGGUGGAUCAUGGAAGACGCUUAAAAUCACAAUAAAUGUCCGAUGAGAUGAAAAAUGGCGGAAUCAGACCUAACCCUAUUACUUUACAACCCAAAAAAGGUUAUACACAUCAGAUAGUACUAAUAAAUCUGAUACAAACUAAGAGAGAUUUUUCAAAAUCUGUAAGAAUUUUAAGAAAAAAAUUUCUAUUUAAUAUUUCUAGUAUGGCAUCACGAAUGAAGCUGAUUUCGCUUCCCUUGAUCGUUCAAAAAAACUCAAAUUUGAUUGGUUACCAAAUCGUCAAAAAAAUUUGUCAACCAUAAGGCCGUAAAAGGUCGCGUUUGAUCAUAAAAGUUCCAUCUCUCAUAAAACUCCAUACUCUCACGAGAUAUUCCUAUUUAAUGAUUCCGAACUGGUCCUAUUAGAUUUUUAAUAUUCCUUGCAGCUGUGGCAAACUAAAUCUUUUUUUUUAGCAAUCCGUGGCUCUAGAAAGCGCAGAAAAAAAAAACCCUCAUCCGUUUUUUCAACAUCAAAACGGCAUAAAUUUUUUUAUUUAUUUUUUUACAGCCAAGAAUUUCCUUCACUUUUAUUUUUCAGAAAAUUUUAAGAACCUGACUCCAGUUAGACAUGUGUAAAGCAACAAUUUUGACCAUCAGAGAGUCCUAAUUUUUUUCCCAAGGAUGUGUAACAUUUGCUGACUUGAAGAUAAAUCAGCUUUUUUUUGCUGAAGCCGGAGACAAUUUUCCCUUGUCUUAAUCUUCACUUUUCCCACAUUUUUCGUAUUUUAUACAUAAUUCCUUGCAUGCUUGAAACAAAAAUUACAACCAAGUAGUCCGAAUUUUUUUUUUUGCAGACCUUAUUGCAUUUAUUAUCAUCUUAAGUCUGCGGUGAGAGCCCGAAGUUUAAAAAAAGUACUUCGUUUUUGGUUUAUCCUUCAAAAACGAACGUCACUGCCUUGCUUGACUUCUCGGUUUCGAAAAGUUGUUGAAGCUCAAUUGGGGCCAAGGGACGCAUUUGAGACUGGCGGUCCAGUUGUCACUGAGUUCGUCGGAACCACAAAAGUUUCGUGACAUACUUUUCUCAAUUUUUCAAAGCUUUUUCUCUACAUUUUCCGACUUUACUCGCACUUAUCGACUUUUUCAAAAAAGUUUUAUAAAAAACGUGCAUCUCCAAGGUAACAGAGCUUAGUUUGUUAACAAUAUAAUUUUAUUUGAAGCAUUUCAUUUGAUGUUUCAAGACGGCAAAAAUGGCCCAUUUUUGAAGAUUUGAAAAUAUAUUUUCGUUAGAUACUCCAUUCGCCGCUGGCUUCAAAAAGUAUUGCAAAAACGUCUGGACUUUUUUAUUUUCGGCGCUCUAAAGAACUUCAUCAAGUCUUGUUCCAGACAUAAUUGAGUUAGAUAUUUUUGUCCAGUAUAAUCGAAGAUCUGCUCUUCUUGAAACAGUGAUUCAAUACAUGCACUUUUAGCCACUAAAUAAUCCUUGCAAGCUUUUUGAGGAGGAUAAUCUUUGCCGAGACCUUGACAAUCAAAGAGGAAAGCUUUUAGUGCGGAGGAUUUUUCUCAAAAUAAAUCCACAGCUUCAAAACAACAUGCUCUUUGAGUCUAUUCCCUUCCAUUCGCAAAGUGCCAGGAAAUGUCAGCGAUUUCUGUAGCUUCAGAGGAAAGUGAUUGAAGUGUUGACCCAGCGGCCGACUGUCUUAGCCGCCUCGCUGACCAUCUGCGUCGCGGUCUUUGUACGGACCUCUUCUCUAGGUCCACUCGCUCAUCUCUCGUCCUUCUCUUCCCAAAUUUGGUUCACUGUUCUACUUUUUGUUUUUCAAGAAGUUUGAUCAUCACUUGUAAAAUUUGAACUCUUGGAAAGUAUUAAUUUCUCUCUAUGUUUCAAUUUGUAUCUGAAGUUGAGAGCGACUUUCAUAAAAAAAACAUUUGUUUCAAAAAUUAGUAUCUAUAGAGCAGCAUUUCCUAUGUUUGAAAAAAAUUUUGGGACUUUUUGACUGCUUCUAAAAUGUUUCUUUUUGAACGCAAUCCUGUGAAUAAGAUUUUUUCAUUUUGUAUAGAGUUUUAAAUCUUUUUUUUUUAAUUUUUCGAAAGGCAAAACUUUUUCUAAUCGAUAAUGACGGAAAAAUUGUGAACAUUUUUUUGAACUCUUGAAGUUGAAGUUCGUGUAGAAAAAAUGACAAACAAAUAGUUCAAUUAUCUAAUUUUGAAGUUUGAAAAAUAUAAAAAGGAUAAAAUUUGAAUAAUUGAAUAUUUGAAAAAGUCUAUUUUCGGAAUAUUCUCUACUCCAUUGAAAAGAAGGUCAUACUCAUUGGAAUUUUUGAGUAACUGCCUAGUGCGUGGGUAUCAUUUUCAUAUAAACAAAAGCAGCUGGGCAGCGCGAAGAAAAUCGAAAUGCGCAUGGGAAUCAGAGGUGGCCGGCCGCAAAAAGGUGCAUUCUUUUAGGAGAGCCAAGGCGGCCCCAUCCGCGUUGUCAACGCAUUUUCGCCUCUCGAUCAAGGCAGCCAUCAAGCGAUGAUACACAUCGGCGUCGCUGACACGCAAACCUUCAGCGAGAAAAACGACUCCAACUCCAAAUAUGUCGUGAGUGUUUUUUUUUGUUGUUUUUAUUGUUUUUAUAAAUUCUGAAACCACUAAAAAAAUUACGUGUGUCUUGAUUUUGUUCACAUUUUUGUUAAACUCUUGGAAAAAUUUUUUGAUAUGUGUUCUUCCUAUGUUAAUAAUAGGCUUUUUUUAGUUCUCAAAAAGUUCAAUUCUGAAUCAUUAGUUCGACAAAAAUGCAUUGAAAAAAACAAAAUAAAUGCUUCAAUAUUAACUUUUUACAAUUCCACGGAAAUAAUAAUAAUAAGUGAAAAGUUGAAACAAAAAAUAAGAAAAAAAUUUAACGUUUUUAUUAUUAAUCUUGUUUGAUCAAUAUUUUCUCACAAAAAUUAUUUUUUCAAGGCCUAUAAUUUGGAUGUGAACGGAUGGUUCCAUGCAAGCAUCCGCUUCCGGGAACUUCACCAGUUCGCAGAGACUAUCAAGCAGAAGUAAACUUCAUUUCCCAAUAUGCAAAUUAUAAACAUGACAAAACUUUAGGUUUGGUCAAAAGUACAAAGGACCGGAAUUCCCGCCAAAAAAAUUAUUCAAACUCGACGAAAGAGCGGUCGAAGAGCGCCAAAACAAAAUAUCCAAAUACUUUGGAGCCGGUGAGUUUUCCUCCAAAAUUUGUUUGUUUUAAACUAUAAUUUUAUUGCAGUUGUACAGCACCCAGACAUUGUUCGAAGCCCCUUUUUUUGAGAAAAAAAGUUUUUUUGGAUUUUUCAAGUUGUGAGUUUUUUUACUAAGAAAAAUGUAUCCAUUUAUUUUUCAGGAGUCGUUCCGAUCCACAAGCAACUUUGUAUCUGUCGAUGUUUACAAUGGCGACGGCGAGAGAACCGUCCUGAAGUGCAGAGUUUCAGACAACACAAAUGACAUCAUGAAGGUGAGAUUGAAAAUUCCAUUUGUUUUUAGUAUGGCUCAAGAAAAAAAAAAAUGCUAAAUUGAGAAACGGGCUUUCCCGCCAAAAAAAUUUGAUAAAGUUAUGUUGAUGGAAUUAUUUUUAAUCAAAUUCCAUUUCCAGAAUUGAGCGCGGCGGAGCUCCAACAAAAUAGAGCUUUAUGACCAUAAUUAAAAAAAUUCAUUUUUUUGAAAGCUGAACUUGAAAUCGUUAUUUUUUUAUUUUUAGUGAUCGAAAUAGCAACUGAGUAUAAAAAAAUAACUCUCAAAUAUAUUGAAUAAAAAAGCUUGCAAUCAUUUAUUUCAGUUGCUAUCGGAAAAACUUGGUCUGCCGGACAGCGACGUGUUUCUCUGGCAUUUCGGCCUUUUCAUGGCUCGCUCUAGAGAUCCUACGAAAUCAGCUGUAGCGAUUGAUUCCGAUAACUUUGAUCCUCUAAGUAAGCUAGGAUAUUUUUUGUAGAAAUGAUCAUCAUCUUAGGCGUGCGUUUGCUGAGAAACUUCGAAUCGCCGUACAUCAGCCUUCAAACGGCCAACCAAAAAUCUGCUCCUCAAGGGAUUUAUCACUUCUUGACUGUUCGGUACUUGAAAAUUCAUUUCUUGAAAAUUGAAAAAUUCCAGAAAAAUAAUCUGGAGCGCUCGAGUUGAAGAGCCGUUGCUCGAUAACGAAGUCUACCUUGAUCUCAUCUAUAGACAAGUAAGCUUCCAAUAUUAAUGCACAAUUUCCUAAUUUACUUUGCUGUUUCAGGCCAAACAAGAUUACAAAAACGGUCACUUUGACAAAAUCCGCGGGGAUAUCGAUGUUCGGCUGACGGCUUUGAUGCAAAAGUCAGACAAACUUCAAGUUAGUUUCUUAAAAUAAAAUAAAAUUUUUUUCUUGAUCUUGCAGUUUGUGAAAACGUGUCAUUUGCUGCCUACAUAUUCCUACGAAAUUAUGACUCCAUGUCUGGGCAAUUUUCCAAAGAUAAACACCCCCUGCGAUGUCAAAAUCGGACGUAGACAAAUCGUUCUCUCCUAUAAAGAUGAAAACGUAAGAAAUUUAUUUCACUUCAUGUUCAAUUGGAACUUCUAAGGGUCAUCCCAUGGACAGUAUUUUCCGCGCGACGCGUGUUCGAAUCUGGCAAAUCGUGCAGAAUAUGCCAAACGACGACUUUACUUUCCAAUUUGAAUACUUGGCUGCGCGGGACACUUUCGAAUGGAUCAUAUUGCAAACAAAUCAGGCUUCCUAUUUCAUCAUCUGUUUAUGUUUAUUGUAAAUUUCAGGCCGUUCUGAUGUCUCUUCUGUUCCAAUCGAUUGGAUCAGAAAUCCUCUAUGAACAUAACAGCUUGUCGGUAGGUUUCCUUUAUGAUUCGUUUUGAUUUCAAAAUAAAUUUUUUUAAAAAAAGCCAACAACCUUAACUUAGGAAUUUCACUUUUCUGAAGUUUAAUAAUAAUAUGAAAAAAAUUAUUUUUCAUUCAAUCUUUCACGACAUUAGCCUGCAUUACAUUCCUGUUUCAAUCGAAAAUUUGUCAAAUAUGCCAUUUUGAAAAUUCAUAAUCCAAAUCUAUUUUCAGAUCGAACAACAAAUUCUUCGCGAAAAAAUGACAAAAGUCACAGUUGACCCGACACCGGUGCCAGUGACCAAGGUAAUUAUCAUCUCAUAUCUCGAAUUUUUCGCAAUUUUUUUAUUCGAAAAAAAGUUUUUUUGCAUAAAAUAAACAUUGUGAAGCGCCUUAACAAGCUCCACAUAAAAUGAAAAUUUCUAAUAAUUCCAAAUGUUUUUUUGAUUCAGAGCAAACCUCGAGAGAAUAAGCCGAUAAUCGUUCUGAAAAACGCCGUUGACACAACGGAAGAUCCGCUGGGAGUUAUGGAAAGCUACCGGAAUUUCAAUCAGAUGUAUACGACGAUUUCGGUCAGCAAACGUUGAGUUAAACGCUGAAGUUAUGUUUUUCAGGACAGCAUUCCUCAGAGAAAUGAAGCUUUCAAAAACAUCACCGACGACGACUUGUAA